Effrenium voratum is the source of this 2022-nucleotide messenger RNA. The record is from the annotation of a GenBank genome assembly. NCBI's taxonomy places the organism in Eukaryota, Dinophyceae, Suessiales, Symbiodiniaceae.
AUGGGGACAGCUUGCUGUCAUGCCAGCCUCGCUGAAAGAGCGGAUGCUCUGCCAUUGGAGCCGUCCGACAAUCCGCCAGGGCACGACCCCUUCAGUGAACGACCAUCAGUGCUGCACGUGGAGCACAAAGGGAAACAUGGGAGGAAAACGCUGUCUGUGGCAGAACAGCAAGGCUUUCGACUUUACCAGGCCCGUCCAAAUGAGACAGAGUGGUUGAACCAAGCCAUCGACCGCAUGUGGGCGUACAUCGAGGCAUCAAUCAGAAAGAUGUUGCUGGAGACCGUCACGGAAUCGAUUCAGCAGAACAACGCAGACGUGCCGCUUCUCAACACCUUUAGAUUUACGCAAUGUUCGUUUGGAGACAACCGGCCCAAAUUCCCUUCGCUGAAAGUCCGAUCAAAGGGAAAUCUCAUGGAAUUUGUCAUUCAGAUGGACUGGGAUGCGACUGGCUCAGAGAUCGCCGUAUCUUUGGGAAGUAUGGCGGUGGGUAUGAAAAACAUUCAAUUGCGAGGUCCACUCCUCUUGGUUUUUUCGCCGCUGCUGAAUGAGCUUCCCAUCACAGGAGCCAUGAGCAUCACGUUCCCCGAUCCACCAGAGUUUAAGUGGGAGUGGACCGGCAUAGGUUCUGCCUUCAAGGCCUUGGCUGGGACAGUUGAGAAGACGAUCGUGGACGCCAUCUUCGAACCCUUGGUCGUCCCCAGCCGCGUCUACAUCGACAUUGCAGGUCUCGCCAGCUCCCGGAAGGAGCCCCUGGAAAGUCGCGUUGAAAGCUAUCGAACGCCUGAUCCCAUCGGCGUUCUCCACAUGGCCAUUCUGGAGGCCAAAGACCUGCCUAUAGCAGACUUCGGCUUUGCCGGUGGUUCCUCUGACCCUUAUGUCGUAGUGAAGAUUGGGAGCAGCCAAUGGCAGACCGCCAAGCUGAAGAGGACGCUGAACCCAGUGUGGGGCCAGGCUCACUCCCGCGAUUUCUUGAUACAUCACAUGGAGCAGCACGUUUUUGUGGAUGUCUACGACUCUGACAUAAUUAGCUUUGACGACCUCUUGGGCUUUGUGGUUGUCAAGGAGUCUGGCGAGUCUUGCAGGCGUCCAACAGUCUCUGAGCUGACUAAGGCAGGACAGGAGAAAUGGUGGCCACUUAGUGGUGACAAGGGCGAGGUGAAGAUCCGCUGCUUCUUCCGAGAGGUUGACGAUGAUAUGGUCACAAUUGACCCGAUUUUCGUGAGUUGCAAUCAGAAGUGCGACCUGCUUGAUCCAGGUGGCAAUCCAGGGGCAACUCGAAGCUCUUGCUCUCUUUGUGGCGCGAGCUUGAAAUCUUGGAAGCUGUCUUGCACUCCCUGCGGGUCCUUCGAUGGCAAGGAGUGCCCUACCUGCAACUUCCGGGUUUGCCGCCCGUGUUCCGUGGAGCGCCGCCCGGCUGCUGCCAUGCUCCGCGUGUGUAUCCGCGAGGGCCUUGUUCCUGCUGAAGAUGUACACGACGGAGUUGUUCUGGGCGUCAGCUUUGAAGGAGUCAUGCAAUGGUCAACCACUUCUGUCCGGUCCUCCGAAGUGGAAGAGACUGCCGAUAGGCCCGAGACCACCAAGUGGAUACAGAGGCUUUGCGCCAAGUUCGACAAAGCGUCCGUGGCGAAAUGCCUCGAGAUGGAUCUGGAAAAGGUCCAGGAUGUCUUGGACAAGGCGCCACAUGACAGCUUGGAGAAGGUGGAUCUACUUGGACAGGAGGCAGUGGUGUGGGAUUAUGCCUUGUACUUCUUGGUGCGGGAUCCCAGGGAUGACUUUACAGCUACAGUGGUAUACAGGGGAAAGACAACAGCGCAGCAGACUAUUCAACUCUUGUCUGGCAAGAAGAUUGAGUCCAUGAAGAAGAACCAGAAACAUUGGAUGCAACAGAAACGGGCAGCAGGAUUGCAAGGAUUGCCUGCAAGCACUGAGCCCACUGAGACCACGUGGAAGUUGGAUUUGGACGGCACAAAGGAAUGCAGCUUCUUUGUACAGAUCUCGCUGCAACCACUGAUGCCACCAUGA